Molecule: messenger RNA, 1756 nt
Organism: Salvia splendens (bonfire salvia)
Lineage: Eukaryota; Viridiplantae; Streptophyta; Magnoliopsida; Lamiales; Lamiaceae
Product: TOM1-like protein 1
Exons: 3
Coding region: 521-1675 (384 amino acids)
Biological process (GO): protein transport to vacuole involved in ubiquitin-dependent protein catabolic process via the multivesicular body sorting pathway
Molecular function (GO): phosphatidylinositol binding; ubiquitin binding
Source: RefSeq, a predicted model, not a curated record
UGCGCACUCCAUUUUUUUCUCGAUCUACAGCUUACAAUUUGGUUCAUGAUCUGUCUUGAUUUGAAUUUAAUUGGGUUAUUGUGUUUUUUUGGCUGUUAAUUUAUGUGGAAUUUUGUUGUCGUGUAGAAUUUCAGGUGCGUGUGAUAUUUUGUUAUGAAUUUGAAUUUGCACUGAAUUAUUCGAUCACAUUAUUUGCUUGGUUUAAAUGAUUAAUAGUAGCGUUUCGAUCUACAGCUUAUGCGUUGGUUCGUGAUCUGUCGAAAUAUGAAUUUAAUUGGUUGAUCGUGCUUUUUUUGGCUGUUAAUUUAUGUAGAAUUUGUUCUGUCGUGUAGAAUUUCAGGUGCGUGUGUUAUUUUGUUAUGAAUUUUGAAUUUGAACUGAAUUAUUCGAUCACAUUAUUUGUUUGGUUUAAAUGAUAUUUGGAAGCAUUUCGGCAAAUUAGGCUCAUUCUAGAUCCAAAUUGCAAGGUUUUAAGAAUAUCAAAACUAUUUCAGUUUUUUCUAGAUCCAUUCUGUGAAAUAUGAAUGACAACUUGAUGGAGAAAGUCAGCGCUUUUGGUGAGCGAUUAAUGAUUGGGGGAUCUGAGGUGGGGCAGAAGAUCACUGCGGGAGUGAGCUCUGUUAGUUUCAAGAUGAAGGAGUUCUUCCAAGGUCCGAACCAGACUGAUCAGCUCGUCGAGGAAGCAACUGCUGAAACUCUUGACGAGCCUGAUUGGGCUACGAAUCUCGAACUUUGUGACAGGAUCAAUCAUGAGAGGGUCAGCAGUGUUGAGUUGAUCAGGGGGAUAAAGAAGCGGAUCGUGCUGAAAAGCCCUAGGAUUCAGUAUUUGGCCCUUGUGUUGCUGGAAACUGUUGCGAAGAAUUGUGAGAAGGCGUUCUCGGAGAUUGCGGCCGUGAGGGUCCUGGAUGAGAUGGUGAAGCUGAUUGAUGAUUCACAAACUUUGGUCAACAACCGCAAUAAGGCUCUGAUGUUAAUUGAGUCAUGGGGAGAGUCCAGUAAUGAACUUCUUUAUUUGCCUGUUUAUGAAGAAACGUAUAAGAGUCUAAAAUCCAGAGGAGUUCGGUUCCCUGCUCGUGAUGAAGAGAGUCUAGCUCCAAUAUUUACUCCGGAAAGAUCUGUGGAAGCAACGGAGCCUAGCGCCACACUGGGACAGCAACUCCGUUAUCAUAUUCCUGUCCAGAGCUUUUCUGCUGAACAGAUAAAGGAAGCAUUGGACGUGGCAAGAAACAGUAUCGAGCUUCUAAGCACCGUUUUAUCAUCUUCCACUCAGCAAGAUGCUAUUGAGGAUGAAUUGGCCACCACCCUUUUACACCAAUGCCGAGAGUCCCGUUACACUGUUCAGAGAAUCAUCGAGACAGGUGGCGACAACGAGGCAGUGCUCUUUGAAGCGCUGAAUGUGAACGAUGAGAUUCAAAAAGUUCUGUCCAAAUACGAAGAGAUGAAGACGCCCUCAGGGUCGCCAAAGGGGCCGGAGCCCGCCAUGAUCCCCAUCGCUGUUGAGCCCGACCAUUCACCUGCUGCCGGCAGCGAAGAAUCCCUUGUCAGAAAGCCUCCAUCAGGCAGCAAUGACGAGGUGAUGGACGAUCUCGACGAGAUGAUCUUCGGCCAGAAGUCCGGCAGCGGACAAGAUGCGAAGGAACAGCAGCCACCCAAGGAAGAUCUCAUCUCCUUGUGAUUUGGAUCACUUAAAACAUGAUUGAUAUAUUGAGCUUGUUGAUACUUUUGACAUCUGAAAUAAUUUUUUAACUGUUCUAAA